Messenger RNA from Carya illinoinensis, 2012 nucleotides. RefSeq names its product UPF0481 protein At3g47200-like. NCBI's taxonomy places the organism in Eukaryota, Viridiplantae, Streptophyta, Magnoliopsida, Fagales, Juglandaceae. The transcript is spliced from 2 exons. Bases 169 to 1782 code for a protein of 537 amino acids. The record is from RefSeq and is a predicted model, not a curated record.
CUUGUUUACACGACCAUUAGCCGGCCUAUAUAUAUAUACAUAUAUAUAUAUCUAUAUAUGAGAGGGAAGAAGGGAACGGAGAAUACCUACAUAAUUAGCAAGGCCAUAAAAGAUAGGGUACGUUGGUGGAGUAAGAGCUGCGAGACUUCCGUGAAAGGAACUUGAGGAAUGGAACGGACAUUCAUCUACCCCGCAAUACACCCAGCCGAUCAUAAGCUGCCCAAUGACGAAAAAAAGCUACUUGAAUGCAAAGGGCUGCUCAUUGACAUUGCCAAUCCUUCCAUUAAAGAAAAAAGACACUUUGAAUGCAAAGAGCUGAUCAUUGACAUUCCAUGGGAGGCAUCUCGUUGUCCUGAUCAAUACUGUAUCUACAGGGUUCCCAAGAGACUUCGUGAGGUCAAUAAUAUGGCGUACACCCCUCGGGUGGUUUCUAUCGGCCCUUUUCAUCACCGUAGUGAAGAGUUGAAGGACAUGGACAUACAAAAACUCCUAAUUUUGAAGAAUUUCUGUAAUGGUACUUGGAAGAGCAUCGAGGAUCUUAAACGCAUCAUCGAGCGUAGAGAAGAGGAAAUCCGCAGCUACUAUUCAGAGACCAUUCUACUUAGCAGUGAAGGUUUUCUAAACAUGAUUCUAUUGGAUGCUAUCUUUAUACUUGAGCUCUUCUACAGGAAAUAUGAAAUAUUAAUGGCUGAUGAAAAAGAUUCUGGAAGCUCAAAGGCUCAGUAUCAAAUAGAUUAUAUAUUAAGCCGACCGUGCAUGGAACUCGGCAUACUGCAUGACCUGCUUCUACUUGAGAAUCAGCUUCCGUUCUUUGUUCUUGAGGACUUAUACCAAUUAGGGUAUCCCAAACCUGAAAAAAGGGCUCUUAUUGAUCUCUGUUGUGGCUUUUUUUGUGAUCUCUAUAGAUAUAUUGUGCCCUAUAAAUAUAUUGAGCCCAAGAACGAUGAAGUAGAUCAUAUUGAGCCCAAGAAGGAUGAAGUAGAUCACAUUGAUGAUAAAAGGACACAUUUCAAAUAUUUGGUGAGACGUUUGAACGACAUUUCACUCAAGUCCAAUCAAGUAAAGCAUCUCACAGAUUUGGUGAGAUACUUUUUCCGUCCACCUAAAAUAGAAGGGCGAAAAGAACAUCAUGUACACCUACACGGUACUGCAACAAAGCUUGACGAGGUAGGGUUGAAAUUCAAAAAGUCAAAUUCAAAAAGAGAUUUACUUCAAAUACAAUUUCCGGAUAAUGAAUGCUUAGAAAGGUUCCCGUGCUUCAAUCUCUCAUGGCUCUUGUCUUGCUUACCCUGCCUGAAAAGCAUUGAUUGCUUGGAACGCUCUGUGCAACGUCGCUUGGAAGUCCCACCCCUUCUGUUAGACGACAAAACCGAAGGUCUUUUCCGAAAUCAGAUGGCCUUGGAGCAGUGCCAUUAUCCAUCUAAAACUUACAUUUGCGAUUACAUUGUGCUGUUGGAUGAUCUUAUCACAACUAAAGAAGAUGUAAGGUUGCUUGUUGAAAAGGAGAUCAUUGUUAACGAGUUAGGUUCCAGCGCUGCAGUGACGAAACUGAUUAACAACCUCGCCCUGGAGAUUGAAGAAAGUGGAACCCAUUACGCCAAGCUCUGUGAAGAUCUUAAUACGUAUUACAAGAGCCCUUGGAAUCGUCUGAUCGGAAUCUUGACUAAGACGUAUUUCUCAGACUUUUUUAAAGGCACUGCUACUUUUGUUGGAAUUAUUCUUCUGGGUUUCACUUUGUGGAAUUUCCAAAGGCUCAUUACAUUGAGUGCUAGAAAGUACUAGAUUUGCAGCAUCUGUGCAUAUAUGGUACAUAGUGUUUGUUGGAGUGCUGGCUCAUUCAUAGGAUUUUCUAAAUAUUUUUAUUCUAGAAGUUUAUGACUUUGUUAAUGUAGCAUCGAUUAGUGGAGAGAGUCUAUCGGUCUAUCUGUAUUGAUGCAGCAAAUUAAGUUCUACGCUCUGUAACUAUUACUAGCAAAUUAAAUAAAGCCAGAUGCUGCUGCAUGGCAUUGAAU